Racocetra fulgida is the source of this 498-nucleotide messenger RNA. NCBI's taxonomy places the organism in Eukaryota, Fungi, Glomeromycota, Glomeromycetes, Diversisporales, Gigasporaceae. The record is from the annotation of a GenBank genome assembly.
AUGAUCGCUCCUUGGCUUUAUGAUUCGCUAACAAAUGAACACUACGAUGAAUUAUAUUAUGUUACACCGGAAAUGAAAACAGAACACGAACAGGAACUAAGUUUAUACUUAACAUCAAUUUUAGAAGACCUUAUGGCUGAAAAAAAUAAACCGGUCGAUCCUAUUGAUCUAGCUAUAGAAAAUCAAAAAGGCGUUGAAAGUAAGUCUAAAUGGUAUAAAAAGUGCAACGCAACUAAUAUUGAUAAUAGGAAACGAAAUUGCCUUCAGUGUAAUGAGAAAUUGGAUACAUUGGCUACUUUACAAACCGAAUCUACUAGUGAAAUUCACGACAUAGCUCCCAAACCAAAAACCCUUAUAAUAAAGCCUCAUAUAUAUACUCAUGAAAAAAAAAGUUUAUUUUCCGAACAUGUUAGUAUUACGCAACGAUCAAAACCUGAGCAUGGUGUAAUCGUUCCGGAAAUGCAUGUGCCAGAUCCAUUAGAACUUAAUCCCAAUUCA